GAUGUCACGGUACAGGCACACAGACAGCGUUCAUAACUCAGGGUUGGUCUGGAGUCGCGUUCUGCAGAUCCACCCGGCGCUGCUGCAGCAGGUGGAGGUGACGGUCAGCGUGGCCACUGAGUGGGGAACCCACCAGCUGCCCGUGCCCACCAAAGUGAACAGGACAGUGAAGAGUCUGAUUGAUGAAAUCUUCCAGCUGCUGGACCUCACUCCCAGCACCAAUGAGCAGCAUUAUUUAAAACUGUGUAACUCCGAUGAGUAUCUCCACAAUGAGGAACUGCUGGGUAUGCACGAGUCUAUUCAGAUCUACUCCAAGCUUCAACUAGAAGUGCCCCUCCGACUGCUCCACGUGAACAACCUGAGGAACCGCCUGUGCAGGGAUGAGGAGGACGACGCAGCCCCAUGCCAGCUGUACGAGCUGCUACGCCCCGCCUUUGUCUUCAACACCUGCAAGUUGAGCCUACAGAAUGUGCUCAUUAGCUACAACAGAGAGGUGACAGAGCUAAUGAGGCUAAAGUCUGGGAUGAACGUUAAUGUGCUUGUGGACCGCGUUCGCACCAUUAGCAAUCUGCUGGGCGGGCUCACGUGUCCGGAUCUGGAGGACGCCAUUGGCAGGCUCAACAGAAUCAAUCCCAUACCUCUGAGUCAUGAUGAGAUGUCUGAAUGUGAAACUGCUAUGAUCAUGCUGCACCGGGCGCUGCUUAAAGUGCUGCAGAUUUUUUUUGACAACUUCCAUUCAGACUUCAGAGGUCAGGAGGUAACCAGAAACGUCCAGAUGCUUGACGUUGAGAAGAACCAAGAAAUCAUCCAGUUUAAUAUCUCCGCUCUCUACAAACUGCAUCCCGCCUGGUUGACCAAUUAUGAGAGCUUCUCUGUUUCCUGUGAGUUGACGUACGGUGGAACAAAGAUCUGUGACACAGGCAUUUCAGAAAAUAUCAGCACCGCUUUGUCUUACGGUCACAAGAUCCACUGUGACCGCAUGAUGGUGUUUCCUGUUCCAGUAAAUGAGCUGCCGUAUGAGAGCAUGAUGACGUUUCGCCUUAAGGGCUCCAAGCGAGGCAAGCACCCCGAGCUGUUGGGCUGGGCUGUACUGCCUCUGUUCAGCAACAGGACCCUUGUAAUGGGGACCGUUCUGCUCAGUAUGUCCACACUGAGCGAGCUGCUCGUCCCCCCCUCCCCCGCCCUGUUUGACAGCCACAGACAAGCCAACGAAGUUAUUCUGCAGCUUGAGUUUCACGAUCAGUUUGAGUGGACGUAUCAGAGGCCCAUCGCCCUCCCCGGGUCGAUCCUUUUCACUCAGCCUUGUGAGGACUUGCAAAAGAAAAUGCUGGAAGUGUCUAAGAAGCACUGCCUCUGCUUUCUAACAAAAAAUGAGACGGCUUUCCUCUGGAGUAAGCGUCACUGCAGUGACAAGGCAAGUACUUUCCUCCACCUGCUGCUGGGGGGGGCCCCCCGGUGGCGGCCUGAAGACCUGACAGAGAUCUAUACUAUUGUAGAGAACUGGCCCCUGCAUCUACCUGAGGAGGCCCUCUACCUGCUCAGUGAAAGUUUUCAUGAUCAGACUGUGCGGAGGGCAGCAGUUCAGUACUUUGAACAGAUACCAGAUGGAGAGCUAGAGGAGUUUCUGCCACAGUUGGUCCAGGCUCUGAAGAGUGAGUGGGAGUUGGAUGGACCCCUGGUCAUGCUGCUGUUGGAGAGAUCACUGAAGAACAUGCGGAUUGCCCAGCAACUCUACUGGCUGCUGGAGGAUGCCCACACUGAUCCGUUCUUCCAGAGCUGGUUCAGUAAGGUGCAGGCAGCACUGCGGCAGGGCUGUGGCCGCGCUGUAAGGCAGGAGCUGGAGCAGGAGACCCGCCUGGUGUCUGUUCUGGUGCAGGUCGCUGAGAGGGUCCGCACGGCCGAUAAGGCUCGACGGAAGCAUGUUUUAAACCAUGAGAAGGCAAAGAUUAAUGACUUCUUCAAAGAUGGAAUCAGCUGUUGUCUGCCACUGGAUCCUGCAGUCCAUUUAAAGGGCUUGAACUUGGAUGCCUGUACGUUCUUCAACUCCAAUGCUGCUCCUCUGGGGAUCUCCUUCAUCUGCUCUGACCCUCUGGCUAAGAACAUCAGUGUCAUCUGCAAGACAGGAGAUAACCUGCGUCAGGACAUGCUGGUGCUCCAGAUCGUCCGUGUGAUGGACAGAGUUUGGCUGGAGGAGGGUCUGGACCUGAGAAUGAUCACAUACAGGUGUCUUUCUACUGGCAGAGCUCAGGGCCUGGUGGAACUGGUUCCAAACGCAGUGACCCUCGGGAAGAUUCAGCAGGAGUUUGGUCUGGGGGGCACCCUUCGAGAAGACACUCUGGAGAAAUGGUUCCACGUGUGGAACAAAACUAAAGAAGACUAUGAAAAGGCUGUGUUAAACUUCAUCCACUCGUGUGCAGGGUGGUGUGUGGCCACCUUCAUCCUGGGGAUCUGUGACCGCCACAAUGACAACAUCAUGUUGAGACACAGUGGACACAUGUUUCACAUCGACUUUGGAAAGAUAAUGGGCAACGCACAGAAGUUUGCGAACGUUAAAAGGGACCGAUCACCAUUCAUCUUCACAUCUGAGAUGCAGCACUUCAUCACAGGCGGGGGGCUGAAGCCUCAGCGCUUGCAUCGCUUUGUGGAGCUCUGCUGUGAAGCCUACAACAUAAUCAGAAAACGCUCGGCACUCAUACUCAGCUUGUUGGAGCUGAUGCUAACUGCAGGGAUGCCAGAACUGAAGGACUGGAACGACCUGCAGUAUGUCCAGAACAACCUCAGACCUCAUGACACGGACCUGGAGGCCACAUCCUACUUCACAAAGAAGAUCAAGGAAAGCAUGGGCUGUGUUGCAGUCAAGUUCAACUUUUUCACACACACCAUGGCUCAAGGGAAGAAACAAGAGCUAAGGACCCGGCACAGCAUCCCCGCUCCCAGCACCAACAUCCAAGAAGCUGUCAUCGAGAGUUACAGAGUCAAGGGAAGAGAUGUGGUCUAUGAGCUGAGAGUAAACAUUCAUGAUGGUUAUCUGAACAGUAACAUGACAUUUGGCCAGUUUGAGCUCAUCCAUAAGCAGCUACAGAAACACUUCAUUGAAUCCAUGCUGCCUCAGUUUCCUAGAUGGUUCAAUAUGUCAUUCACCCCGGCAAAGAGGAUGUCGCAGCUGAAUAAAUACCUGAAGCAGCUUUUCGAGGGACCCUGCAGGGGGAAUGAGUUUGUGUGCAGCUUGUUCCUGGAUGGCCCCAACCCAAACCAACAAAGUGCAGUUACACGAGCCCAUCCUCAGAUCCAGCUGAAGAUCUCUUACUCUAAGAACUGUAAGCUCUCGGUCUUGGUAAAACACCUGAAGAACGUUAAGCUGGCAAACGGCUCCAACCCUGACGCCUACGUGGUUACAUGUCUGAGGCCGGACCCUCAGCAGAGCAGCACGAAGAAGACAAAGGUGGUCCGCAAUAAUGACAAUCCCACCUUCAAUGAACUGAUAGAGUACCAUGAUGUCCCACUGCUGGAUGGGAUGGUGCUGGAAGUGACAGUGAAGAGCAAGAAGACUUUUGUGGGUGCAUCCAACAUCAGACUGGAGGAGAAGCUGCUUGACCAGGAGACUUGGUUUCCCCUGGGGAACUGUGCAAUCUGACCUCAGAGCUGCACUGUGUGUCCGCGUCCAGCAGGGGGCGCCACCACACUGAGGGGGAGGAUCCACCCACAGAUUUCUCAGACUAUGAAUGAGCAGAGGAAUUACGCACUCAUGUGUACAGAUGUAUCAGAUGCAACGUAACCUCACUGAUGAAGUGGAUGGGGUGUUUUAAUGACGUUACAAAACUGAGUGACUCAGGGAAGGAGACCGUUUACUGCAUGAAGCAUCAUUUACCUUGUGUGUUUAUUUUUAAAUGUCAAACAAAUGAAGGAGAUGUUCUAACUACUCAAUUUUUUGGAUGUGGCCUCGGUGACAGAUGAAGGGAAGGAACUAUUUGUAUUAUGCUACUUGCAUGCACUUUUACUUCAAACUGUAAAACCGUCCUUGUGUAUUUGGUCGUGACUGUCAUGACCAAUCUUCCCUGCCAGAUGAAAGAUGAGGUGCUAUUAGCGGCUGUCUAUGUGAUACCUGCUCAGACUGAGUGUGUGUCCCUUUGGGCUGUGUCAACUGGAUGUCCUUGACCAAGGAAAUGGGAGGCAGGAGGGUGAGGGGGCAGGGAGAUGGGUGAGGAAAGUGUGAGCAGGGUGACAACAACUCUGCUUAUCCGGCCUUAGGGGCUGAGUUAACACUCCCCAUACAGUAUCACUCAAUUAUUUGUCUUUCCAUGAGUGGCAUUCAAACAUUAUUAUGCAAAUGAAUAACCUUGCAUGCCCACUCAAAUACUCCUGGAGAAGCACCUCCACAAACACACACACACACACACACACACACACACACACACACACACACACACACUUUCCAGGCUUUAGCAGGUCUUCAUGUUAUCGUAAUGCCAUCCUCCUUUUGACAGACGUACUGACCCGCACUCCUUUGCCUCAUUCAUGCGAUGAACAAGGAUAGAAAAAAGGCCUCCGCACUGGAUUUGGUUCAAUAAUGUAUACCUCUGUGAAUGCUAUUUAUAUUAUUUCCUGCUGGGACUCACGGGGAGUAAGCUUGAAAGAAAACUCUGCUACUCUUUCAUAGUAGUGCUCAUAAACUAUUGAUGUAUCCUGGCAUCACUUAUCAAUUUCAGACCUAUGGAGGAAUAACAUCUAUUGUUUUGGAAUAGAUGAUUAAUCCCCCAAACAACUCUGUGCUUCGUGGUUCUUCUUAUGUGUGAUCAACUCUACCACAAUAAUUGCACUUGCAUCUAUUAUUAAUGAUAUGAUGAUAAGAAUCUAAUAUCCCACUCCAGGGAUUUCUUCAAUACUUGAGUGGUGCCAGCAGAGAUAUAUCCUUCGUUAGAGUGUCUUUUAUGCACUGCUGAAACCUUCAGCUUCCUUUCUCUGCAGCAGAGAAGGCACAUGUAUUUUCUCACAAUAA
Molecule: messenger RNA, 4996 nt
Organism: Notothenia coriiceps (black rockcod)
Lineage: Eukaryota; Metazoa; Chordata; Actinopteri; Perciformes; Nototheniidae
Gene: pik3c2g
Product: phosphatidylinositol-4-phosphate 3-kinase catalytic subunit type 2 gamma
Exons: 30
Coding region: 2-3634 (1210 amino acids)
Biological process (GO): phosphatidylinositol 3-kinase/protein kinase B signal transduction; phosphatidylinositol-mediated signaling; phosphatidylinositol-3-phosphate biosynthetic process
Cellular component (GO): plasma membrane; cytoplasm; phosphatidylinositol 3-kinase complex
Molecular function (GO): phosphatidylinositol binding; 1-phosphatidylinositol-4-phosphate 3-kinase activity; 1-phosphatidylinositol-3-kinase activity
Source: RefSeq, a predicted model, not a curated record